AUGAACUAUCUGCGAGUGCCAGAGAGUCCAUCCUCGAGGAGGAGGCUCACCGAUUUGCAACAGACUCUAAACGAUUUCCGAAAGAAGAGCAUCUCCGAGCUUUCCCUGGUAAUCGACGCAUUGAGAGGAAGUCCAUCACCGAGUGGAUCCACUCAACACAUUCAUCCGGAGCGAUUCUCGCAAAGUACCGGCAAUCUCCCGCAUGAGCACGAGGGUGGAAAGAAACGGAAGAAAAGUCGCCGAAAGAAAGUUCAAUCAACGUGGCAUGCGCUUAAGCCGACGAAUAUUCAGCGCAGUUAUGUGUUGAUCCAAGAGGAGAAAGCGAUGCAAGCGGUGCCAACAGCGCCGAUUGAUGCCUCGAAAUUCGUCGCCUAUGUGACAGAGAGAAGGAAAAAGAGGAUACUUUUCAAAGGAGAAUAUUUGAUGAUCCAGCGCUCGAUCGACGCCCAAAAAGGUCGAUCCGACGUCGGGACGACGAUGACUGAAAGAAAUCCGUAUCCGGACACUCUUCCUUAUGAUUACAAUCGAGUGAUAUUACCGCGGAUACCCAGUGAUGAAAACUCGCACUAUAUCAAUGCCAGCUAUGUGAAUAGUUGGCUCCGGGAAAAGCAAUACGUUGUCACACAGGCGAUUCGCACAAAGCCGAUGAAUGCCGAGUUCUGGCGAUUAAUUUGGGAAGUGCGCACGAAUUGUAUCGUCAUGCUCACGAAAGUCUUUGAUUUUAUGCGGGUAAUGUGUCUCCAAUACUGGCCAAUGACGAAAUUUCAAUUCGGCGAUAUUGAGGUGGAGACGCUUGAAGUGAAGACUUACGCCCAUUUUGUGAUUCGAACGUUUCGUCUGUCGCGUGAAGUGGACGGUGAGAGCCAAUCGAGAACAGUGAAACAUUUCCAUUUCACCGAAUGGGAGCUCGACUCAUUUCCCUACAUUUCGGCGUUUAUCGAACUUCGGCGACGAGUCCGUCAAUAUCUCGAGAGAAACCCAGUCGACGCGCCGAUGGUUGUCCAUUGCAGGUUAUCAUUCAAAUAU
Molecule: messenger RNA, 1026 nt
Organism: Mesorhabditis belari
Lineage: Eukaryota; Metazoa; Nematoda; Chromadorea; Rhabditida; Rhabditidae
Source: the annotation of a GenBank genome assembly